Molecule: messenger RNA, 1598 nt
Organism: Neltuma alba
Lineage: Eukaryota; Viridiplantae; Streptophyta; Magnoliopsida; Fabales; Fabaceae
Product: chalcone synthase-like
Exons: 2
Coding region: 149-1330 (393 amino acids)
Biological process (GO): polyketide biosynthetic process
Molecular function (GO): acyltransferase activity, transferring groups other than amino-acyl groups
Source: RefSeq, a predicted model, not a curated record
CCGACCUACCCACUAGUCCUAUGAUCCCUCCCUCCCUCUGUAGACUUAGACACGCAUAUAUACACCUCACUUCAUCUUCCACUUCUCAUCUCUCACUCUUACCUUCACUUGUACAUAUACCCUUUCCGGCUACCUCCCAUCAUCCACCAUGGUCACCGUCGACGAAAUACGCUCCGCCCAGCGUUCACAUGGACCCGCCACCAUCCUGGCCAUCGGCACCGCCACUCCUUCUAACUGCCUCAUCCAGGCCGAUUACCCCGAUUACUACUUCCGCAUCACCAACAGCGAGCACAUGACUGAUCUCAAAGAAAAAUUCAAGCGCAUGUGUGAAAAAUCCAUGAUCAAGAAGCGUUACAUGCAUCUGACGGAGGAAUUCUUGAAGGAGAAUCCCAACAUGUGUGCUUACAUGGCUCCUUCUCUUGAUGUGCGUCAAGAUAUAGUGGUGGUGGAGGUGCCUAAGCUCGGAAAAGAAGCCGCCGUUAAGGCCAUCAAAGAAUGGGGGCAGCCCAAGUCCAAGAUCACCCACCUCGUCUUCUGUACCACUUCCGGUGUUGAUAUGCCUGGCGCGGAUUACCAGCUCACUAAGCUUCUUGGUCUCCGACCCUCUGUUAAGCGUCUCAUGAUGUACCAGCAGGGUUGCUUCGCCGGCGGCACUGUCCUUCGUCUUGCCAAGGACUUGGCCGAGAACAACAAGGGCGCGCGUGUUCUCGUUGUUUGUUCUGAGAUCACCGCCGUCACUUUCCGUGGGCCCAGCGACACCCACCUCGACUCUCUGGUGGGCCAGGCCCUGUUCGGGGACGGAGCUGCGGCAAUGAUCGUCGGUGCUGACCCUGACCCGGCCGUGGAGCGACCAAUUUUCCAGAUGGUCUCGGCGGCACAGACCAUCCUGCCGGAUUCCGACGGAGCCAUCGACGGACACCUUAGGGAGGUGGGUCUCACGUUCCACUUGUUGAAAGACGUGCCGGGAAUCAUCUCAAAGAACAUCGAGAAGAGUUUGGCGGAAGCAUUCACACCCAUCGGAAUCAACGACUGGAACUCCAUCUUCUGGAUUGCCCACCCGGGCGGACCGGCGAUUUUGGAUCAGGUGGAAGCCAAGCUGGGACUCAAGGAAGAGAAGCUGCAGACGACGAGGCACAUUCUGAGCGAGUACGGCAACAUGUCGAGCGCUUGCGUGUUGUUCAUAUUGGACGAGACCAGGAAGAAGUCGUUGAGGGAAGGAAAAUCCACCACCGGAGAAGGACUGGAAUGGGGAGUGCUCUUUGGUUUCGGGCCGGGCCUGACGGUGGAGACGGUGGUGCUGCACAGUCUUCCGGCGGAGGCAGGUCAUUAGAGAGAUCAUUAAUGAAUUACAAGUUUGGUAAUUAAGAUUGUGUUAAUUAAUGGUUAAGUAGAAAAAAUUGUGAGGGAGGGAGGGGAAGAAGAAAUAAUGAAAAUGGAAAGGCGUAAAGUACAUAAAUAUAUAUUUCACUGUGUUAACAAUGUUUGUGGAGUGAAGAGGAGAUUGAUUACUUUAAUGGGUGAAGUAGUUGUGGGCGAUCUUUAGAAUGUUGUUACGUUGUGUCACAAUCCAAUGGCUCCCUGGCCUUACCUUCUUUUAA